UGGGAGGGCAAUCAAGAAAACCAGAGCUGGAAACAAUGACCUGGCUGGACCCAGACUCAGCUCCACCUCGGUCCCUUCACAACAGACAGGACAUAGAUCACACGCUGCCAGGAGGAGCGCAGAACGGCGCCGUUUGUCCCUGGGAGGUUGCCGUCUGCCGCCCUCACAUGACCAAACACAGCGGCCGCUUCAGUCUCGCUGCUUCCGGCGCGGAGCCUCCGAUAGCCGGACCCGAGAGAUAGCUCGGUCCAGAGCAGCACAUCAUGGAGUGCACAGCACUGGAGAGUCUCAUCGAGAUGGGCUUCUCCCAGAACAGAGCGGAGAAGGCGCUGGCGCUGACGGGGAACCAAGGCAUCGAGCAGGCCAUGGACUGGCUCAUGGAGCAUGAGAAUGACCCUGACGUGGAUGAGCCAUACGUGCCUCCCCAGGGCCAUGUCUUGGGCACGGAGGAGCCACCUGAGGGAAGCACCCCUGAGACCGUGGAAGCCAGAGCAGAUCUCGUGGAGGAGGGCUCAGCGGAGGGAGAUGACAAGCACCCCUUGACUGAGGAGGAGAAGAAGGAACAGACCAAGCGGAUGAUGGAGCUGAUCGCACAGAAGCAGCGGGAGAGGGAGGAGCGGGAGAAGCGGGAGACUAUUGAGCGGGAGAAGCAGCGGCGCAAGCAGGGCCAGGAGCUUUCCAUGAUCCGCCAGAAGCUGCAGGAGGACGAGAUGAAGAAGAUGGCAGAGGAGAGGCGCAGGGAGAAGAUGGAGGAGAAGCUGGCCAAGCAGCGGGUGCGUGAGAAGAUCGAGCGGGACAAGGCAGAGCGAGUCAAGAAGUUUGGAGGUGGCAGCAGCUCCCAGGCCCCAGCCGAGCCAGUCCAGGAGACACCGGUGCCCUCAUCCCCCAGCCAGGAACCGCCCACAAAGAGAGAGUAUGACCAGUGCCGAAUACAGGUGAGGCUGCUAGACGGGACGUCGCUCACGCAGACCUUCAAGGCCAAGGAGCAGCUGGCAGCCGUGCGGCUGUACGUAGAGCUGAACCGCAAGGAUGGUGGGGAGCCCUUCCACCUCCUCACCAGCUUUCCCCGCCGCAUCUUCACUGACGAGGACAUGGAGAAGCCCUUGCAGGAGCUAGGUUUGGUGCCUUCGGCCGUUCUCAUAGUGGCCAAGAAGUGUAACAGCUGAAGGACGCCCUGGCUCAUGUGCUGUGACCGGAGCUCCCUCCCCACCCCGGCCCUGGAUUCCUGUGGUUCCCUCUGCCAUCCUCACACCGUGGUUCUGCCCCUCCCCCUGUCCGACUGAGCCCAGAGAAGUGACUGACCAUUUCGCCUCCCCAGGACUGGAACCCAGCAUAGCAGCUGCGGGGGGGUAUGUGUCCAGCUUCCCUGGGGGAGUGCCACAGCGUGAGCCCCAGCACCAGGGACACUAAUAAACAUCAUCUGUUCUGCUGCCGCUGCCACCCAUUAUUCCCCCAUGCUGCUAUUGGUGGGUGACAGGAAGGAGGCCCCAACUGAGCUGGAGGGGGCAGCCAGCAGGCUGAGCUCUGAGCAGACCCCCACCAGCCGAGAGGGGACCCCACUAUAGCUUCAUAGUCCAAGGGUCAUAGAUUUGUUGUGCCAGAUGCUGCACAGAUAAUGCCGCUGCCACUAUUACCCCCAGUAGCAGAGACGGGGACCCGAUUGUCACACCGGGUGCUGCACAGAUACCCUGCAGCCAAGAGUGGGGUCUGUCAUGGCAAGUGCUGUA
Mauremys reevesii (Reeves's turtle) is the source of this 1727-nucleotide messenger RNA. It is a transcript of the gene UBXN1, whose product is annotated as UBX domain protein 1. Gene Ontology annotation, molecular function: protein binding. The record is from RefSeq and is a predicted model, not a curated record. Lineage: Eukaryota; Metazoa; Chordata; Testudines; Geoemydidae. The transcript has 11 exons.